CAUUACUGGCUUCAUCUAGCUCUCUAAUUAGAAACUUAACUCUCUCUCUCUCUCUCUCUCUCUCGUUUUCUCUCUCUCUCUGCGCUGCAACCAGACCACAGCACAGCAACAAUGGCAAAGAGCACAUGGUUUCUUCUAGUUUCUCUUCUUGUUGUCUCUGCUGCAGCUGCUACUCAGAUCAAAGUUACUAAUAACCCUGCGGAUGAGUUAGUGAGUGUGAUUAACAGCAACAGAACUGCACAUAAGGCUUCAACCCUCUAUGACAACCCUGGCUUGGCCUGCAUUGCCCUGCAAUACAUAAAAGCAUACCAAGGUGAAUGUAGUGCUGUAGGAGGAGAUGACGCCAAGAAGCCCCCUGAAUCUGAAUUUGCUGAAACUUUUGCCCCCAACUGCGGUGUUCUAGCCUCAACCCUCACUCCAAUUACCGGUCGUUUACUUGGCUGCCAGUCCAAAUAUGUGCCUCCUUCUGAUGCAUUUUCAAAAAUCUUGAUUGAAAACAGCAAGAGCUUAGAAAUUCUCUACAACAAGAACCACACUGAAGUGGGAGCUGCUGUGAGUGGCAGUGAUAGAGGGUCUCCAUAUUUCUGGUGUGUGUUGUUCAGCAGUGGCAAGGCUAACAGCAGCUUUGCAACAGAGCGAGGUGCGCCUAAAGUAACAAGACCUGGAUGCUUUAGUGGUGCUGAUGACGAGUGCAGUGGUGCCGAUGAUCGAUCUAGAAGCAGUCAUAUGUGGUCAUUUUUCACCGCAGCUCUGAUUGCAAUGUGGUAUGCCUUUGGAUUGUGAAAAUCGGAUUGUUUUCCAUGUAACUUUGGGGCCCCUUUUGAUCUGUUGUAUUGAUGGGCUUUGUCCUCUGUAAGUUCAUUUUCAUUGUACGUAGAGUCUAACUGCGAGAUCAAUGUCAUUCAUUUUCUUCAGUUAUUCCCUUGUAAAAUAUUUUUAUUGGCUGCGAAAGGAGCAUUCAUUUUAUAUUACUCAUUGAAUGAUAAACGAACCUGUUUAGUUCUGCUAUUUU
Prunus mume (Japanese apricot) is the source of this 1012-nucleotide messenger RNA. RefSeq lists its product as uncharacterized. NCBI's taxonomy places the organism in Eukaryota, Viridiplantae, Streptophyta, Magnoliopsida, Rosales, Rosaceae. The record is from RefSeq and is a predicted model, not a curated record.